Trifolium pratense (red clover) is the source of this 1331-nucleotide messenger RNA. Its product is annotated as B3 domain-containing transcription factor VRN1-like. Gene Ontology annotation, molecular function: DNA binding. The record is from RefSeq and is a predicted model, not a curated record. Lineage: Eukaryota; Viridiplantae; Streptophyta; Magnoliopsida; Fabales; Fabaceae. The transcript is spliced from 4 exons. The coding region runs from base 148 to 1065 and encodes 305 amino acids.
AAAAGUCAGAUGAAUAAAUUUGUAACUCAACUAAAAAUUAGCUUGCAAAUAUUUCUUAGAAAUUUAUUUAUCUGACUUUUAUUUUUUGAAACAGCAUUCAUAUGAUUAUUGAAUAUUGUUUUGUAAAUUACUCUCGAUUCUUCAAAAAUGAUUCCUAGGAGUUUUGUGAAGAAAUAUGGAAAAGAAUUAUCAAAUCCAGUAACCCUCAUGCUACCAAAUGGUGAUAAAUGGAAAAUAAAUUGGAUAAAACGUGAUGAUCAUGAUGUGUGGUUUCAAAAUGGUUGGGAAAAAUUUGCACAACACUAUUCUAUGAGCUUUGGCCAUUUUCUAGUUUUUAAAUUUGAAAAAGAGUCACAAUUUCAAGUUAUGAUAUUUGAUAAGAGUGCUUUAGAAAUAGACUAUUUGAGUAAAGGAUUAAGCUCUAGAGAUAAUGAUGAUGAUCAAAGGAAUAAUCAACAUCAUGAUGAAGAUGCUGAAAAGAAAGAUAAUGAUAAUAAUAAUAAUUAUAUUGAAAUUUCUGAUGAUGAGAAUGAAAUGCUAAGAUCUUCAUCACCUCAACCUCACAAAAGAAUGAAAAUCAAUGAUGGUUCAUCUCAAAGGAAAGAGCUAAAGAAGGAAAAAAUCAAUUUAGUCCAAGAAGUCAAAGGAGGUAAUAAGACAAGUUUCUUCAAAGCUAAGAAUAGGUCAACAAAUAAUGAAGCUAUGACAAGGAAUGAAGCACUAAAAGACACAACAAGGAGAGCCAUGGAUUUACAUUUUGAUAAUCCCUCUUUCAUUCGUCCAUUGCAUCAAUCCUACCUCCAAAAUUUGUUUAUACCAACAUGGUUUUCUAAACAAUAUUUGAAUGGCAAGAAAGGGAUUGCAACCAUAGUGAUUGGUGAAGAGGAUAAGACUUGGGACUUGAAGUUCAAGUUCAAUGAUGUCUCUAAUAGGACCAUGCUACAUGGUGGAUGGGGUUCAAUUGUUGAGGAAUAUGAUUUAAAAGUAGGGGAUAUUUGUGUCUUUGAGUUGAUUGAUGGCAAAAGUAUUUCAUUUAAAGUUCAUAUAGUCCGAGCCAAUGCAUGAUCAAUCUCAUUCUGAAUAAUUUCAAGGUAUUAAAUCAAUUAAUUAUAUAUUUAGUACAAAUUAAAAUAAAUAAUUUACAUUUACCUUUAACUCUUUUGAUGUGCAUUUGGAUGGAAUGCUUAGAUGUUGGGAACUCCUCUGUUAUUCCAUAAGAUUUUAGUUUCUUGUGGUCUAUGUAUCGAGUACCUCUGGUGCUCCUUUGAUGUAUCUCUCGAACUAUUUGUAGUUUGUUUUUUAUAUAUAUUUUCGUGCUUUAAAAGUUUUAA